AUGGAGUGUUUCCCCCACCUUCGAGAUGCUACCGAACGCAUUGUGACUGAACGCAUCAAGGAAAGACAAUCGAAUGCCCGGGAUAAAAUUAGCCUUCUCGUAGACAUUCAACUAGCUUACAUCAAUACUAACCACGAGGAUUUCAUCGGAUUCGCAAGUGCGGAACAACAAUCGUCUGAUGUAAACAAAGUGAAGCUGGGAAAUCGGUCAUUUUGGCAUGUGAAUUUACACUACUGCCUUUCACUUAAUGCUCUAAGUGAAGGCUCAGUCAGUUAUUUAUUUUUGGAUUUAAAGGUGAUUCGCCGUGGGUGGUUGGGUCUGCAGAAUGUUGCCCUUAUUCGUGGAGGUAGCAAGGAUUUUUGGUUCGUCCUCAAUGCGGAAACACUUACCUGGUACAAGGACGACGAUGAGAAAGAAAAGCGCUACGUCUUACUCCUGGACGGUUUGAAGGUGAAGGAUAUUGAAUCUAGCUUUUUUGGCAGGAAAAACAUUUUUGCUCUUUUCUACCCGGAUGGAAGAAAUGUCUACAAGGACUACAAGCAAUUGGAGUUGAGCGCUGAGUCAGCGGAAAUGGUUGACUCAUGGAAGGCAUCAUUCAUGCGAGCUGGUGUCCAGCCAAUGAAGCCUGUUCAACAAGAAAAAGUGGAAGAACAAUCGGAUAAUGGUGACCCUCAGCUACAAAGACAAGUUGAAGUUAUUCAUAAUCUCGUUGACUCCUACCUUAAAAUCGUUCACAAAACUCAACGUGAUCUCGUUCCAAAAAUGCUCAUGUACAUCAUUGUUAAUGAGAUGAAGGAGUUUUUGAAGAGCGAACUGUUGCCGAACCUCUAUCAGGCUGGUGAUAUUCAAGUUCUGAUGUCAGAGUCCUUGGAGAUGCAAACCAGGCGAGAAGAGACACUUCGAAUGUACGAGGCUCUGAAGGAGGCUUUGCGUAUUGUUGGUGAAGUGGCCACAAAUACUGUCUCGACGCCCGUUCCACCUCCCGUUAUGGAUGAUUGGACCCACAGCACCGCCUCACAUGUGAGCAUUUCAAUUUCAGUCUACGCCGCUGUCAACGGGAACCUCUGCUUCGUCGGAGGUCAUGGAACUGAUGUUUUCUAA
Rodentolepis nana is the source of this 1101-nucleotide messenger RNA. The record is from the annotation of a GenBank genome assembly. Lineage: Eukaryota; Metazoa; Platyhelminthes; Cestoda; Cyclophyllidea; Hymenolepididae.